Notolabrus celidotus (New Zealand spotty) is the source of this 842-nucleotide messenger RNA. RefSeq names its product dnaJ homolog subfamily A member 4-like. Gene Ontology annotation, biological process: protein refolding. The record is from RefSeq and is a predicted model, not a curated record. Gene Ontology annotation, molecular function: Hsp70 protein binding. Gene Ontology annotation, cellular component: cytosol; cytoplasm. NCBI's taxonomy places the organism in Eukaryota, Metazoa, Chordata, Actinopteri, Labriformes, Labridae.
AUGCUUGCAGUUGAUGAAGUUGAUGAAGUUGAUGAAGUUGAGAGCCCACCUUUUGGAAAUUCAUCUUCAGUUCAGAGUCAAAACCAGCAGCUACAGAAAGGCCUGUCUGGAUCAUCAGAGAGAACUCUAUCUGAUGGAAAGAGAAAAUAUGACGUUUUUACUUGGUUUGGCCAAUCAGUGAACAUCGACAAAGGUAUGAAAGCUGGUCAAAAAAUCACAUUCCAUGGAGAAGGUGACCAGGAACCAGGAUUGGAGCCUGGAGAUGUAAUCAUUGUGCUGGGCCAGGAAGAGAACACUGUUUUCCAGAGACAAGAGGAUCAUUUGUUAAUGAAGAUGAAGAUCAAACUCGCUGAGGCUCUGUGUAUCAAGAAGACUGUUUUAACAUUAGACGACAGAGCGCUCAUCAUCAACUCAUCACCAGGUGAAGUAAUCAAGCAUGGUGACAUCAAAUGUGUUCAGAGUGAGGGCAUGCCGGUUUACACGGAGUCUUAUGAAAAGGGACAGCUGAUCAUCAACUUCCAGGUGGACUUCCCAGAGAAACAUUGGUUCCCAGAACAUCUCAUGUUCCAGCUGGAAAGACUGCUCCCUCCCAGGGACGAUGUGAUGAUCACUGAUGACAAGGAGGUAGAACUCAUUGAGGUGGAUGAGCAGUCACAACAGAAAAGCUACAGCAGGGAAUCUUAUGAGGAGGAGGAAGAAAGUCCCAGAGGCAGAGUACAAUGUCAGACACAGUAAUUUUGUACAAUUAUCCUCAUUGCCUCUAAACAAGCUAACAGCUAAUCAUAUCUGCCGGAACUCCCGUUAAUCAACAAACAGCAACAUAAAGGUAAAAUAUGACAAAG